Messenger RNA from Plasmodium falciparum 3D7, 2100 nucleotides. RefSeq names its product putative PDZ domain-containing protein. NCBI's taxonomy places the organism in Eukaryota, Apicomplexa, Aconoidasida, Haemosporida, Plasmodiidae. The record is from RefSeq and is a predicted model, not a curated record.
AUGUACCUUUUAAUGAGUAAAUUUUUAGUCUGGAUAAUAAUUUUUGGUAAUUUUUUUGUUGUUCAUUUUUUUUUAUGUUUUAAAAUUCCAAAUAAUAAGAUUACGAAUGUAUUAACAUAUGAUAAUUCGAAGAAGCAAAGAAUUAAUAGCAAACAUAAUACAUUUUUAUAUAAAAAUGAUACCCUAAAUAAGUUAUUAAAUAGAAAAAAAAAUAAGCAUACAUUAUUUUACAGAAGUAAAAAGGAAAAAGAUAUACAAGAAUCGGGUUAUUUGUACCCUUUUGAUCAUCUAGAAAAGAAAAAAACAAAAUUCCCCCCAGAUCCAUAUAUUCCUAGCGAAGAUGAAAAAGAAAGCUCAAUAGAUAUAUUUCAUGACAAAAUAAAUGAUGAUGAUUUAAUGAUCUAUGAAGAUGAUGAUGAUGCCAAAAAAUAUUUUGGAAAAACCACUUUUAACAAGCCUAACAUUAUUCAGAAAGAUGAAAAUUCUGAAGAUGACCAAGAUGACGAUUUAAAUGAUCAAAAUGAUGACCCUAUAAAUAACCCAACAAAUAACUUAACAGAUAACCCAACAAAUAACUCAACAGAUAACCCAACAAACAACUCAAUAGAUAACCCAACAAACAACUCAAUAGAUAACCCAACAAACAACUCAAUAGAUAACCCAACAAACAACUCAAUAGAUAACCCAACAAACAACUCAAUAGAUAACCCAACAAACAACUCAAUAGAUAACCCAACAAACAACUCAACAGAUAACCCUAUAAACAGUCCAAAUUACCAACAAGUUACACAAUCAAAUAUCAUCCUAGAAGAAGAAAACAAUACAAACAAAACAGAUAUUGAAAAGGACAUAAUAAACAUAAACUUUUAUUCAUCUGAAGAAAAAAAAAUUGCAUGUGAAAUGAUAAAAGAUCAAAUAUAUUAUCUACUUCAUUCGAGUAUGGAUAAAACGUUUAUUGAAACGUUUAAUAUAAAUAUUGAAUCCCACAUAGUUCCAAGUGAAAAAAGGAUUUGCGUAUCUUAUAAUAUGAAAAGUCAUACUUUUAAAAGAAGUAUAUCUAAUUUAUCUGACCUAAUUGAAUUCUCUAAUAAAUUAAAAUAUGUCCUAGACGAAAGAAUUCAUAAAUUAUACUAUGAAGAUAAAAAUAAUGAAAAUGCUUAUUUAAAUAAGACUUUAAGAAAAGAACUAGAAAUUGGUAAAAAAGAAAGAGAUGUUACAAACUUAUCUAAAAAAAAUUUACAAAUGAGUAUUGAAUCAUCUUUAAAAUUAAUAGAAAAGUGCAUGCAAAAUAUGUAUAAACAAAAUUAUGAAAUAACAUUACAUGAUUUAAAAUUAGCUUAUAAUAUGUUGCCAUGUAAAUACUAUGGUUUUUUCUUAUCUAAUUUAUGCUCAACCAUAUCUACAUUGUCUUAUUAUGUAAACGAUUUACAAGGUACAUUUAAUUUUGCACUAAAAUCUAUAAAAUACGAACCUAAAUAUAACGUUGCAUGGAAAUGCUUAGGUGAUGCUUAUAGAAGCUUUAGAAAAUUUUGGCAAGCUAAAAAUUUUUAUGAUAUAGCUAUAUAUUUAGGAUAUAAGGAUGAAAAAGGAGAAAGAUUUGAAGAUAUUGUUCAAGAGUUGAAUAAUUUAACAGAAAAUGCUCUGAAAAAUGUAGAUUUAUUAAAAGAACAUAUGAACAAUUCUACAAAUAUAAUAAUCAAAAAGAACAUUGGAAUUGUUUUAAAUAAAAAUCCAGAUUCAAUAGGUGGUUGUUAUGUAUCUUAUAUAAUAGAAGGAAGUAAAGCUAGUAAAAAAAAUCUUCAUCAUGGAGAUCAAAUUGUAGCAUUAAAUAAUCAUGUUACUUAUGGGAAACCAAUUGAUUUCUGUUUAAAAGCAUUCCAAAAAAAUGAUGGUACUUAUGAUAUUAUAUUUUUUAAGGGGAAUAUUAUAGAAUUGUAUGGUUUAAAGGCUUAUAAAUAUUUAAUGAAAAAUGAUUUAUUCUACGCACUCUUUGAAAAUGAACAAAUUGUAUCCUUUAAAAGGAAUGAAACUAUCUUAUUUGAUAUGAAGGGCUUUGGCACAUUUUCCGAAUAUGGAAUGUCGAAAGCGGAAUUUGUAUAG